Molecule: messenger RNA, 951 nt
Organism: Ochotona princeps (American pika)
Lineage: Eukaryota; Metazoa; Chordata; Mammalia; Lagomorpha; Ochotonidae
Product: olfactory receptor 8G5-like
Exons: 1
Coding region: 1-951 (316 amino acids)
Biological process (GO): G protein-coupled receptor signaling pathway; sensory perception of smell
Cellular component (GO): membrane
Molecular function (GO): odorant binding; G protein-coupled receptor activity; olfactory receptor activity
Source: RefSeq, a predicted model, not a curated record
AUGGCAGCAGGAAAUCACUCCACAGUGAAGGAGUUCAUCCUGGCUGGGCUCUCAGAACAGCCAGCGCUCCAGCUGCCCCUCUUCCUCCUCUUCCUAGGAAUAUACUCGGUCACCGUGGUCGGCAACCUGGGCAUGAUCAUAUUGAUUGGGCUCAGCUCUCACCUGCACACUCCCAUGUACUAUUUCCUCGGCAGUCUGUCCUUCAUUGACCUCUGUCAAUCCACUGUCAUUAUCCCUAAAAUGCUGGUCAACUUUGUGGCAGAGCAAAACAUCAUCUCCUAUCCAGAAUGCAUGACUCAGCUCUACUUCUUCCUGGUUUUCGCUAUUUCAGAGUGUUACAUGCUGGGUGCAAUGGCAUAUGACCGCUAUGUUGCCAUCUGUAACCCCUUGCUUUACAGUGUCAGCAUGUCUCAUCAGGUCUGUGUUUCCUUGGUUCUAGGAGUGUAUAUAAUAAGUGUGAUUUGUGCAUCAACUCACACAGGCUGUUUGUUUCGAGUUUAUUUUUGCCAUCUUGAUGUGAUCAAUCAUUACUUCUGUGAUCUUAUUUCCAUCCUAAAUCUCUCUUGCUCUAGCACUUAUGUAAAUGAGUCACUGAUUCUCAUCCUUAGUGGGAUUAAUAUCCUUACCCCCAGUCUGGCCAUCCUUAGUUCCUACACCUUCAUCAUUGGCAGCAUCCUCCGUAUUCGCUCCACUGAGGGCAGGAUCAAAGCCUUUAGCACUUGCAGCUCCCACAUUUCAGCCGUUGCUGUUUUCUUUGGUUCUGCAGCAUUUAUGUACCUGCAGCCAUCAUCUCUCAAUUCCAUGGAUCAAGGCAAAGUGUCCUCUGUAUUUUAUACGAUCAUUGUGCCCAUGCUGAACCCUCUGAUCUACAGCCUGAGAAACAAGGACGUUCAUAUUGCCAUGAAAAAAAUAAGAGAAAAAGCAAAUUACCUAUCAGCACAAAUUAUGUGA